AUGCCCACCGCGAAAAAAAUCACGAGCCUGUUCCCCAAAUCCAAGGCGGGGAAGGACGCGAAGGGGAAGGGCGCGAAGGGCGCGAAGCGAGCCGCCGCGGCGAUAGGUGCGUCCCUCCCUCGUCGUCGUCCCGUCGCGCGACAAUUCGCUUCGCUCCGAGAUCCGAGGUCGCGUCGGCACCGUUCGCUCACCACCACCCUCCCCCACCCGAACCAUCGCGCAGUCGAGGAAGAGGCCGAGGACGAGUCCGAGACGUACCUCAAGAUCCUGAAAACGUUCGACAUGUCCACGGAGUACGGCCCCGCGUUAGGCUUGACGCGGUUGGAGCGAUGGAAACGCGCGGAAGGAUUCGGGCUCCAUCCGCCCGCGGACGUGCACAAGAUCCUCACCGAGCGCGACGCGGAUGGGACGCUCGCGAAGUGCGUGUGGGAGAACAUCGUGUGA
This is a messenger RNA of Micromonas pusilla CCMP1545, 444 nucleotides long. RefSeq lists its product as uncharacterized. Gene Ontology annotation, cellular component: delta DNA polymerase complex. Gene Ontology annotation, molecular function: DNA-directed DNA polymerase activity. Gene Ontology annotation, biological process: DNA synthesis involved in DNA repair; DNA-templated DNA replication. The transcript has a single exon. The record is from RefSeq and is a predicted model, not a curated record. NCBI's taxonomy places the organism in Eukaryota, Viridiplantae, Chlorophyta, Mamiellophyceae, Mamiellales, Mamiellaceae. Bases 1 to 444 code for a protein of 147 amino acids.